AUGUUUACUUUGGACCGCGUGGACCAGGCGCUGCGACGUCAAGGGGUGGAUACGGCGCCGACAAAAUUCCUCCACGACAACGCUCGGUCGCGUGUCGCAAAAAUCAUCCAGCAGAAAAUUGAAGAAAUGGGCUGGGAAGUCCUGCCUCAUCCGCCAUACAGCCCAAACUUGACGCCUUCCGGCUACCAUCUGUUCCGAUCAAUGCACCACUCCUUGGCCGAGAAAAAGUUCAAGAACCGCGACGAGGUCCAAAUUUGGGUGUCCAACUUCUUCGAGUCGCAGCCGGUCGAGUUCUUCAAGAAGGGCAUCCAUUCUCUGCGUGAACGUUGGCGACAAGUCAUUGAUGCAGAUGGCGAAUACCUUUUGGAU
Molecule: messenger RNA, 369 nt
Organism: Mesorhabditis belari
Lineage: Eukaryota; Metazoa; Nematoda; Chromadorea; Rhabditida; Rhabditidae
Source: the annotation of a GenBank genome assembly